AUGUCAUACGAUCCAAUCCCAGUACCCAAAGAAAUCCAGGUCACCAUUGGAAAAGGUAUCUCAGGUACUAUAGCCAUACCCCACUCUGCCGAAGCUGAAAACCCAUAUGAAGAUGGGUACGCACCAGCUACCCACAAGGCUGCUUUGAUUCUCCAUGGUCAGGGAGGUCACAGAGACUACUGCUACCAAAAACGUCUUGCUCACAAGCUUGCAGCCGAUCUCGGAAUCUACUCGCUUCGUAUUGAUUUCCGUGGCUGUGGAUCCUCGGCUGAAAAUGAAGAUGCUCAGAAAGGAAGAGUCCUUGCACAAGAUGUGGAUGACAUUCAAGCUUGUGCUGAGUUCCUUAGAGAUGGAAAGCUCAACCCUCUAGGCAUGUCAUUCACGUUGCUGUCGAUUAUCGGCCAUUCGCGUGGUUCUGUAGCCAUGUUCUUGUGGGCCAUGCUCCAAGAUGAGUAUCUGAAGCUUGGUGAUCCAAAUGCUAUCAUCGUUCCAAAUUUGAUUAACUGUUCAGGAAGAUUUUCUCUGCCUACUGUAGCUGACAGAUACCCUCUUCAUGACGAGUUCUUUAAAGAGGUACCCAUGAUGUGUCUCAGACAUGGCCAGAUGUCUGAGAUCUUGAUCCCCAAAAGUGAGUUGGUGUCUCUAUCCAAGCCCGAUCUCUCCAAGUUACACGGCUUGACUACAGAAUGGUCUGUCUUGAGUAUUUAUGGACUUGAGGACGAGAUUAUACCCAUUAAUGAUAGUUCCUUAUAUGCCAAUGCCUUGAACAGAGGUUAUUUCUCCCAUAGAUUGGAAUUAAUUCCCAAGGCUGACCACAAUUUCUAUGGAGUUGAACCAAUUGAACACGAUGACCACAACAUUGAACAAAAUCCAGAAAACUUACCACUUAACAAAAAGCAGGUUGUCAACUACAACUUUAAGGUGAUCGAUAUUAUAGCCAACUUCUUGAGUCCUGAAAAUGAACUCCAACGUUUCUUGCACACGUCCUUGGAGAUUGGAAGAUUAUCGAGAUGGAAAAACGUCGAAGGGGUGAGUAAUUUUAGAGAUAUUGGUGGUUGGAAGAUUCAUAAUCCCACUUUCCCCUUAAAUUCAAGCUCAAGUUUCCCAGAAAAAAGCGCCUUGCAGUACUAUGUCAAGCCUCAUACCGCUUUCCGUUGUGCUAAUAUUUCUGGCAUCAAACCAGCAGGUUUGAAAACUCUCCAAGAAUUGGGGGUGAAGGCUGUGUUCGAUCUUCGUUCUGAUGGUGAAGUUGAGCAAGAUGGAGUACCACAAAACUUAGAGCAGUAUGGAAUCAAAAGGAUACAUGCACCAGUCUUCUCCAAGGAUGAUUACUCUCCUCACGCAAUUGCUAUUAGAUAUACCAACUUAAUGACCAGUUGGAACACUUAUGUCCAUGUUUAUGAGAAUAUGUUGGAAUUUGGUAUUGGUGCUUACAGAACUAUUUUCGAGUACAUCCUCAAGGAAAACAAACCUUUCGUGUUCCACUGCACCGCUGGUAAGGACAGAACUGGUAUCUUAGGAAUGUUGAUAUUAUUGUUACUUGGUGUUGAUAAAAAUACAAUUGCCAAGGAAUACGAGUUGACGACCAUUGGCUUAAGACCAGACCAUCCUCAAUUAAGGGAAAAGUUUGUGGAAACGACCAGAAAGUUGAGAGAGAAAUUGGGCGAUAAUAGUGAUGUCGAACUCUUGAUUUCUCAAGGUAGAAAGAAUUGGACCAUCGAAGAAGAUGGAUUCAACAACUUGAUCAGUUCCAGAUACGAAGCUAUGUUGGCCACAAUUGAAAUGUUCCAUGAUACCUAUGGUAACAUUGUCAAAUAUAUGAAGACCGAAUUGGGCUUCACAGACAGUGAAAUCAAGAGAAUCUACGAAAACUUAAUUAUUAUUGAUCCUCAAAGUCGUGGAUUCGAAGUUUCGGGAGCUCUCAACUGGGACCACAGGAACCUGGGAAGAGUCAAGUUGUAA
Messenger RNA from Scheffersomyces stipitis CBS 6054, 1962 nucleotides. RefSeq lists its product as uncharacterized. The transcript has a single exon. Lineage: Eukaryota; Fungi; Ascomycota; Pichiomycetes; Serinales; Debaryomycetaceae. The record is from RefSeq and is a predicted model, not a curated record. Bases 1 to 1962 code for a protein of 653 amino acids. Gene Ontology annotation, molecular function: phosphoprotein phosphatase activity. Gene Ontology annotation, biological process: dephosphorylation.